AUGGCGAAGAUCAAGUCUAUCGAGUACUUCCGCGUUCCUCCUCGGUGGCUAUUCGUCAAAGUAACCGACGAAGAUGGGAAUUAUGGCUGGGGGGAGAGUACUCUCGAAGGCCACACCGAGGCCGUGGAGGGCACUCUAAACGCCUUGUGCAAGCGAUUCCAAGGCUACGAAGCCGAUGACAUUGAACACAUCUGGCAAAUGUCGUGGCGUCUCGGCUUCUACCGAGGCGGCCCAGUCUUCAUGUCCGCGAUCUCGGGGAUCGACAUCGCUCUCUGGGACCUCAAGGGUCGUCGACUCGGGGUUCCCAUCCACCAACUCCUCGGCGGCAAAGUCCGCAACAAGCUGUCCGUCUACGCCUGGAUCGGCGGCGACCGACCCUCCGACGUAGAAGCCGCCGGCAAGGCGCGUCUCGCCCAAGGCUUCAAAGCCAUCAAGAUGAACGCCACAGAGGACGUGAACUGGCUCGAUUCGCCGAGCGUCCUCGACUCUAGCGUCGAGCGCCUGAAGACCGUCAAGGCGCUCGGCUUGGACGCAGCCCUCGACUUCCACGGCCGUCUCCACAAACCCAUGGCUAAACAGCUGGCCAAAGCCCUCGAGCCGCACCGCCCCCUGUUCCUCGAGGAACCGCUCCUCUCAGAACACCCCGAAGCAAUCAAGCAGCUCGCUGACCAGGUUUCGUGCCCGAUCGCUCUCGGAGAGCGUCUGUACAGUCGCUGGGACGUGAAGCGCUUUUUGGAGGACGCGAGCGUGGACAUCCUCCAGCCGGACAUCGCCCACUGCGGUGGCAUCUCGGAGCUGAGGCGGAUAGCUUCCAUGGCGGAGACUUACGACAUUGCAAUCGCCCCGCAUUGCCCGCUCGGGCCGAUCGCUUUGAGUGCCUGCAUGCAGGUCGACCUGGCGACGCCGAAUUUCGUCAUCCAGGAAAUGAGCUUGGGAAUGCAUUACAACACAGAGGCGGGAGAGUAUGAUAUCACGAGCUAUGUCAAGGAUGCGGGCGCGUUCGCGGUGAAGGACGGCUAUGUUGAUGCCCUUACAGCGCCGGGGCUGGGAAUCGAGGUCGAUGAGGAGACAGUGAGACGGGUGGCAUCGAACGCGGAGCCCUGGCUGCCGAAGGAGUUUUAUGGCCUCGAUGGGGGGAUUCGCGAAUGGUAG
Molecule: messenger RNA, 1152 nt
Organism: Aspergillus homomorphus CBS 101889
Lineage: Eukaryota; Fungi; Ascomycota; Eurotiomycetes; Eurotiales; Aspergillaceae
Product: enolase C-terminal domain-like protein
Exons: 2
Coding region: 1-1152 (383 amino acids)
Biological process (GO): D-galactonate catabolic process; amino acid catabolic process
Molecular function (GO): galactonate dehydratase activity
Source: RefSeq, a predicted model, not a curated record